Messenger RNA from Amphiprion ocellaris (clown anemonefish), 3044 nucleotides. RefSeq names its product S100 calcium binding protein, beta (neural) (gene s100b). Lineage: Eukaryota; Metazoa; Chordata; Actinopteri; Pomacentridae. Gene Ontology annotation, cellular component: nucleus; cytoplasm. The record is from RefSeq and is a predicted model, not a curated record. Gene Ontology annotation, molecular function: calcium ion binding; S100 protein binding; RAGE receptor binding. Gene Ontology annotation, biological process: positive regulation of canonical NF-kappaB signal transduction; positive regulation of cell population proliferation. The transcript has 3 exons. Bases 153 to 443 code for a protein of 96 amino acids.
UUUGACCGGCAGGCUGGCUGACCUCAGAUCUGCAGCUCCCCACACCGAACACCCACAGACUGCUGCUGGAUAAAAGCUGCAGCGCAUCGUCAGCCGCCGCUCUCCGGACUCUCAGCUCCCUCCUGCAGUCGUACCACACGGUGAGAAGACAGAUGACAAUGACCGACCUGGAGACCUCGAUGGCCACCAUCAUCGCAGUGUUUCAGAAGUAUUCGGAGAGAGAAGGAGACAAACACAAGCUGAAGAAGAGCGAGCUGAAGGAUCUGCUUCACGACGAGCUCCCAGAUCUGAUGGCGCACGUCAAAGACCAGGCAGCGCUGGACAACCUGAUGGAAAGCCUGGACGCCGACGGAGACGCCGAGUGUGACUUCCAGGAGUUCAUGACAUUCAUCUCCAUGGUUACCGUCUGUUGCCACGAGUUCUUUGAGCACGAGGACGAGUAAAGGGGAGCUACAGUAAAUUAUAAGGAAGCCUAGCAACGCACAAACUGUCGCCGCCUUCAGAGCAGCGCAGGGCGGAGAAAACCCAACCAGUGGCCAAAACUCCAGUCAAGUAGUCGCCUUGUGUGAAAUCAACCUCGUUUUCUGUUCUUAAAUACCUAAACGACUUGUAAAACCUUCAAAACGGCAGUGAUGUUUGAUAGAAAAGUAGCCAAACAAGAACUAAAGUAGCUGAAAUGUUGGUUCAGAAGACUAUAGUGGCCUUAGUUGGCUAUAAACUGGGCUAGUGAUUUGUGAUUUCUCUCAUAGUCUCAGUUUUCAAAUCCAUUUUAUUUUCAACUUAUUUGAGAAAUCAGUCAAGUUCCUGCUAGCUUUUAGGUAUGGCUACCAACUUUGGCUACCAAUGAAGCAAUCAACAAUUCAAGGUUCUUCUCUUAAAAAGCCAUAAGGGCUAAUAAAGUUGUGAAAUCUUCAAAUUUGGCAAUGAAGUUUGUUAGAAAAGUAGCCAAACAAGGAUUAAAGUAGCUGAAAUAUUGGUUAAGAAGACUUUUAGAGGCCUUAUUUGGCUGUAAACUGGCCUAGUGAUUUGUUGUUUUUCUCAUAGUUUUCUUUUUACAAGUCAAGUUCUUGCUAGCUUUUGGGUUUGGCUGCCAACUUUGGCUACCAUGAAGCAAUCAGUAAUUCUAGAUUCUUCUCUAAAAAAGCCCAAAGGGCCAGUAAAAUUGUUAAAUUGGCUAGCAAGAUGUUAUGUUUUUAUUUCUGUACUGUUAAACUGUCCUUCCCUUUCUAUGAAUCAAGCUGGCUGGAAGUUUUGGAAAGUGUUGACAAGGUUUUAGGAAUGGCUACUACUUUUGGCGGCAAGUGGCCCAAUGAAAGUGGUUUGUAAGUUUGUCUACACUUCAUGUACUUUGGAGAUUUUAAAAGUUUUGCCAGACUAAUAGAUUAUAUAGUGAAUUACUCUGACAUCCAUAAAUCACAAAUUUUGCCAUUAAAAUCUAGGAUGGCCACUAAAUUGAGAAAGUGGCUAACAAGCUAUUCAACUCAACUAGCCGCUGUGGAAGUGAAACAACAACUUUAAGUUAUCUGUGUCUGAAAAACAUUGCUGACUAUCAAAUUAUGAGAGUAAAUUAGGUGUCAAAUUCACAAUAUUUAAUUGGCUAGUAAAAGUUUCAAAAUGAUUUGUGAGUUUUAGGUUUAGUAGCUGCUAUUUUUAAUAAAGUCUAGUUGACAAUUAAGGAGUUGACAGCUGCUUAAUAGUUGGAUGUCAGAUUAAAACCAUUUAAAUGGCUAGUAACUAUUAGAAAACGCAAAUUUUUGGAUUUGUGACUUUUUCUGACAGCCACCAAUCAAUUUCUUUGACAUUUUGCACUUCAAAUCUAAGGAGGCCACUAAAUUGAGAAAGCGGCUAACAAGUUAAUCAAGUUCCGUAGCUAUCUGAAGAUGACUGUGUUUAAAAAAUGUAACUGACUAUCAAAUUUGUAAAGUGGCUUGUAGGUUUGACUGCACUUGACGCAAACAUAACAUCAUUUCAAAAGUUUUGUCAGGUUGAAAGAUUUCAUAGUGACUUAUUCUGAUUGGCACAAAUCAUGAAAUUGAGAUUUUGCUCUAAAAUCUUAAAUGGCCACUAAAUUGACAAAGUGGCUAACAAGUUCAUCAACUCUAAACAACUUCUUAAAGACACUCCUCGUUGACUAUCACAUUUUGAAAUUGGCUAGUAAUUCAGACAUGACAUCAAAAUUAUUAACUGGCUAGUAAAAGUUACAAAAUGGCUAGUAGGUUUUAGCUAGUGAUGCUACGAAUUUGGUAGACAACUUCUAGAGUUUGUCCUUGUAUUAAAAUAAUUUAAAUGUCUAGUAAUGUUUUCAAUGAGGCUUCUAAUUUGUUAGUUUUGGAAAAACAUUACAAAUUUUGCACUUGUAAUCUUAGGAGGAGGCCAGUAAAGUGAAAAAGUGGCUAACAAGUUAGCAUGCACAACAAUCAACAGACUAUCUAGAAGAGGCUGUAUAUGAAAAUCUAGAUGACUAAUUUAGAAAGUGACUAGUAGGUUAGUUGUUGCAUUGAAACAUUUAACUGGUUAUUAAAAAAAACAAAAAAAACCCAGCUUUAUCAAAUUUAGAAGCGACUCCGAAAAAUGGUAAAAAUUCGAAUUUUUUCUGUAAUUUGUUGCUUUAUUGUUAAUGAAAAAUCUGGCUUAUUAAAUUUGUACGUUGCUUGUAGGAUUGUCUAUUUUACAUGUUUCAUUUAUGUGCUGUUGAUAAUUUUUUGCAUUUUUUUUUUUUUUUGGAUUUAACAGGUCCUUUUAUUGGUAGCUGUUAAACAAGUAAUGAGAAAUUCUUUACUAAAAAAAUCCUAAAAAGUUGUUUUAGUGUCUGCUGCUGCCUGUAGCUGAGUUUAGCUCUGUUUAGUUUCCUUCCCUGAUUCUGCUGCAGGUUUAACUCUGUUUUAGUUCAUAUUCAGAACAAAUACAAACUGUUAAUCUAAAAACAACACAAAUAGAUCUAAAAACUGUGGAGCAGGAGAGUUUGUCUGAUGUGUUUUCUGAAAUGUGGACUGUUGGUUUGUCUGGAUGUUGGCAAAAUGAAUUAAAUUAUCGGUUUGAGAGUU